Molecule: messenger RNA, 1530 nt
Organism: Helicoverpa armigera (cotton bollworm)
Lineage: Eukaryota; Metazoa; Arthropoda; Insecta; Lepidoptera; Noctuidae
Exons: 3
Coding region: 174-1421 (415 amino acids)
Molecular function (GO): protein binding
Source: RefSeq, a predicted model, not a curated record
UACCGAAUGCAGAACCGCCAACAUCACACAACAAAAUGUCAAAAUCACGAGUUAUCAGGUUAUUGAUAAGAGAUAAAAUUGUAAACAUGUUGUAUGCGCCUAACAUGUGAGGAAGGAAAGUUUAUUUAUCGUAGAAAGCCGAUAAAAACAAUAAAAUCUUUUCCUCAUCAAUUAUGGAUAUAAAUAGCUUACCAUUAGAAACAUUCAUAGAAAUAUUAAUAAAAACAGAUGGUUUAACCAUCGGAAAAUGCCGAAGGGUGUGCAAAAAAUGGCUGGAAACCAUAGACGACAUAGACUAUAUUUGGGAGAAAAUAUGCUGCAAGGAGUACGAAUAUCAAUCGUCUUUAGCUAAACAGAAGUCUGGUAAUGACUGCAAAUGGUACCACAUUUAUAAAAACCUCACAAUGUGGUCAAAAUUAACAUCUUUUGAGAAAAACAUUCGAGAGUUUUACAAAUUCACUCUACAUGACAAAAACCAUGCCUUAGCCAUUGACUAUGGAGUUUUACCUUUGAAAGAUACCAGAGGAAUAGUUUUAUAUGAUAUGAGCACCUUGAAACAUAUACCGGUAGCUGUACCAGAAAAGAAUUGCUUAAAAAUCUCCAAUAAUGAUUUUGCAACAGUCAUACUCGUUAAAUCCGGAAUUCUUCUCCAAAGGACUCCAUUAUCUUUUGAUGAAGACCUACGCUUUAUGACUGAGGCAUUUUUCAAAGCUGAUAACUUCGUGUUACAUGGAAAAGAACUCUAUUUCUAUAACAAUAGAGAUGUUUUUGUUUGUGACUUAAAUAUGAGGAAUCUCGAGUCUAAAUUAAUGCUUCAUUGUGACUAUGAUAUCAAAGAAAUACAGUAUUAUAAUGGUCAACUUUGUAUCUUUACUGACUGCGGGAAGAUUGUCACUAUAUCUAAAGACAGAACUGUUACUGUCAAACCAAUAAACUGCCCGCCAGAAUGGGUGAAACAAAUUAAGUAUGUCCGAGCGAUCAACAGUCGGAACUUUGUAUGUUAUUCAAGGAAUUUAUUCAAAAUUGAGACUGACAAAUACCAGCAUUUGUACCUAGAUUUUCCACCAAUCACAGCACUGUUUUUCUAUGGAGAUUUCGUACUUAUAGGUACAAGAGCCAGUGAGAUUUUACUAUAUAGAUUGUCGAGCCAGAAAAGGGCAACAAAACCUAUUUUUGAGAAACUAGCCGAGUUGCCAGAUGGCAAAUAUGCUGUGUAUUUGGAUGUUUGUGAAAGGAAGUCGGGGCCAGUUAUUGUAGUGGCAACAUUCUUUGAGAUAAUAUUGUUGGAAAUUGAUUUCUUUCCUCAUGAAAAAGAAACAAAAACAAGUUUCCCAAACAACAAAGUGUUAAUGUACAAGCGACUUCUAAGACUUCGAGACCGACUUCGACUUGGAGUGCCCUCGAUCAAAUCUAUCGCGUAAGAUGAAGCUUUAAAAUUAGCCUGUAAGACUAUUUAUUCGAAAACCCAUGUAUUUAUUAGGAAACGUGUUAAUUUAUGAAUUUUUAUUAAAAAUGUUGAUUUUAGUUAUA